This is a messenger RNA of Symbiodinium sp. CCMP2456, 480 nucleotides long. The record is from the annotation of a GenBank genome assembly. NCBI's taxonomy places the organism in Eukaryota, Dinophyceae, Suessiales, Symbiodiniaceae.
AAUCAAGCCGCUGCCUCCUCCAGCGCUGCUGCCCCUCCGGCCCAGACAGCACCCGACCCGGCCGCAGCCCAAAGCAACCUGACGGCGGAGGAGGUGCUUUUUCAGCUGACCGUCCUGUCCGACGAUGACCUCUACAAAUGCAUCGCCGACCUGCCCGUCAGCCACACCGCCCGCCUCUACGGAAUCACUGCCGAGGUGGUCAUAGACACGCUCUAUGGCAUCACUAACCUGGCCCAGCUUGACAUCGAGCUCCCGGUCUCCCAAAUGGCCGACGGCGCCGCUCCGCCUCCGCCUGGACGAUACCCCGACAGCUCGGUGGGGAGGCUUGAUCCGAUCCCUUCCGGCCCGCGGUUCCCCGACCGUGCCGCAGCCGAUGCCUUGCAAGCCUCCCUGACCGACCCCCCGCCCUUUGCGAGACCCCGCCCUCCGGCCCUGACCGACACCGCUCACAUUCCGCUUGGCACCCCGCUGGUGCACACA